Messenger RNA from Cryptosporidium ubiquitum, 1449 nucleotides. RefSeq lists its product as uncharacterized. Bases 1 to 1449 code for a protein of 482 amino acids. Gene Ontology annotation, cellular component: Ndc80 complex; kinetochore. The transcript has a single exon. The record is from RefSeq and is a predicted model, not a curated record. Lineage: Eukaryota; Apicomplexa; Conoidasida; Eucoccidiorida; Cryptosporidiidae.
AUGAGGCUACAAUCUAAACAAAAGUACCAGUUUCCUGAUUUAGAGAUGGGAGAGUUGAUGAAUGAGUUGGAUAUGUUAGGAUUUGAGGUUGGAAGUAAUUUUUGGGAAAGCAUUAAUCAUGAAAUAGCAGUGGAACUCUAUAUGAACUGCUUGUCAAUAGCUUUGGAGAUAGAUACAGAGGAUAUAAGACCAGAAGAACUAAUGGGGCAAAUCCCAUCUUCAGCUGCUGGAAUUAUAUCUGAAAACGGAAAGAGCCAGAUUAAACCAAUAGGUAAUUUGAGAUUUUUGCGUUACUGUAAGAUAUUAUGGGUAAUGAUAGGAAUAGACGAUUUCAGUAUGAACGAUAUUCACAGACCAACUCCAGAUAGGAUUUAUUCUUUUUUGUGUGGAUUUGUGAAUUUGAUGCGUUUCAAAGAAGAUCGUUGGAUGACUUAUAAGAAUGAGUUUUAUGAAAUCGAGGAGAUUUUGGAUUCGGUAGACAAAUCAAACGAGCAAAUUAAGCAAAAAAAAGAAGACUUAAAUAAUAUUAGAGUGAGAUACAGUGAACAGAGUGGUGAGAUCGUAAAUAGGAGGAGAGAUAAUCAAGAAUACCAGGAGAAGAUGAGGUCUUUGCAUGGGGAAUUUUUGCAAAACCAACAAGAACUAAAAAGAUUAACACAGUUAGACCAUGAUUUAAAGGAACAGCUUAAAGACGUGGAGUUUAGAAUUGCUUCCGGAAAUCAAGAUAUACAAGAUUUGAAAGACCAAGUAGUUCAGUCUCCAGAGAGACUCAGAAAUACUGUAGAAGAAUUAAACAAAUCAUUGGAUAAUGAAAGAAAGCAAAUUGAUCAGAUUAGUGUCCGAAAUAAUGAGCUUAAAGAAAGACAAAAUCUUUUACAAAAGACAGAAAAAAGGCUCGGAAAGGCGAAAGCUUUUCUUGAGCAAACUAUCAGUGGAAUCAAAGAUGCAAACAACAUUAAGCAGUCGAUUAAAGAGAUUGAACACCAUAUUGAAAAGGAUAAGUGGACGAUUGAACAGACUACAGAAGAAGAAAGACUUCUCUUACAAACUGUAGAGCAAAUCUCCCUUAGGAUUCAGAAUAAUCAACAACAUUAUGAGAGCCUGAUUGAGGAGGCACAGACUUUACUUAACCAGGAGAAACAGAAAUAUGAGCAGGGGCAAGAGUUCCUUGAUGUUCAAAGUAGUGAGGCAUUUUCACUUGAGAGGCAGGCAGAAUUGAUGGAAAAGGAGAUUCAGAAUUCAAAAGUAAAUCAUGAAAAGGCCAUCAAUGCACUCAGUGUUCAGCACAACCAGCUCUUAAAUGUUCUCACUAGGUACAAAAAGCAGCUAAUAAGCCAGCUAAAUGACUUAAACUCCAGAUACAACCUAAAACUCUUGGAUGAACCUUCAAAAGAAAACUCGACUAUGAACUCCGUAGAUAGCACAAUUCCAAUGCAAUAUAAUCAAUAA